This is a messenger RNA of Orbilia oligospora ATCC 24927, 1866 nucleotides long. RefSeq lists its product as uncharacterized. NCBI's taxonomy places the organism in Eukaryota, Fungi, Ascomycota, Orbiliomycetes, Orbiliales, Orbiliaceae. Gene Ontology annotation, biological process: vesicle-mediated transport; intracellular protein transport. The record is from RefSeq and is a predicted model, not a curated record. Gene Ontology annotation, cellular component: fungal-type vacuole; CORVET complex. The transcript is spliced from 6 exons. The coding region runs from base 1 to 1866 and encodes 621 amino acids.
AUGGUCGCCGAACGAGCCACUGAAUUUGAUCCCUCAAAGAUCAAGGACCAAGCACUUCGAGACCUGUGUAAUGUUCUUGAAGGUGACUACGGGGUUGUCCAGCUACAUUGGAUUGAAGAUAAUAACAUCGACUAUACCGCUUCAAAGAACAUUCUUUACAUUGCAAGAUGCACAGCAAAGAAUGCCUACUCAAUAGCAUCGCAGAUUAAAAAUGCCCCGCGAAUACCUGGGCAAGACUUGGAAAACUCUUUGUUCUUUGUUCCGCGACGGACACCGUUGUGUGACCGUAUUCUAGAGGAUGAGGGUGUGUUCGGAGAUGUCACAAUCAAUGAAUACCCUCUAUACUUCAUACCUCUAGAACCUGAUAUUUUAUCACUAGAACUUGACGACGCAUUCGAGGACCUUUACCUACAUAAAACAUAUACCUCGAUUUUUAAUUCGGCAAAGGCCUUGAUGUUGCUACAGCAGCAGUAUGGUCUCUUUCCAAGGAUCACGGGACAAGGAGAUAAAGGAAAGAAGCUUCUGGAUGCUCUACUACGAAUGAGAAACGAAGCCGCCGCAGAAGAUGCAUCGACUUCCAUGGCGCUUGCCCCUAGCUCGAUAAUUGAGAACCUUGUGAUCAUCGAUCGGGAAACGGAUUUUGUCACCCCUCUGUUAACACAAUUGACUUAUGAGGGCCUCAUUGAUGAAAUAUUUGGAAUCAGCAAUUCCCAUGUCGAACUAGAAGCUAGUAUUGUCGGUACAGCGAUGCAAGGCCCGACGGAAGCAACCGGAAGGAGUGUGGGAACUGCCCCCGCAGCGCCUCAAGGAAAGAAACGAAAGGUGCUUUUGGAAGGCAGUGACCGGGUUUUCACUGAUCUCCGCAAUAACAACUUUUCUGCCGUUCCUGCGAUUCUGAAGAAAACAGCACUCCGAAUCGAUGCCGACUUUAAAAAGAAGGAUGACUAUAAGACCGUGUCGGAGAUGAAGACGUACGUGACAAAGGUCCUUGGUCCAGCACAGAAGGACAGGACUUCGCUAUCUAUGCACUUCAACAUCGCCGAAAUAAUCCAAAAGCACAUUAACACUGAACUCUUCGAGAAAACACUUGAAGUCCAGCAGUCGUUAAUAGCGGGCUACUCAUCAACCCAACAGCACGAACUCAUGACCGAGCUGAUCGCUCGAGGCGCCUCUCUAGAAACAGUUUUACGGCUUCUCUGUCUAUAUAGCUGCGUUAGUACUGGGUUUAAGCCAAAAGAUUUUGAUCUGUUCCGUCGUGAAAUCCUUCAAGGUUACGGCUACGAACACGUCUUAACCCUCGAUGCUCUUGAUAAGGUGGCAUUAUUACAAUCACGUACGGUGGCAGGCUCUGCGGCUGCUGCUGCCACGAGGACAAACUACGACUACCUUCGAAAACCAUUGAGAUUGUUUAGCGAGAGCGUGAACGAAAGUGAUCCGGAUGAUAUCGUCUACGUCUAUAGCGUCUACGCACCUUUGAGUGUCAGGCUUGUGCAAUGCGUGAUCCAAAAAUCAGCGGUAGCGCAAGCGGCUAGAGGCGGUGGAAGCUUGAAUCCAAAUUCAGUAGGUUGGAAAGGGUUUGAAGAUGUAGUUAAGAACGUGGGAGGGAAGACAUUUGACGAGGUCCAGAAAGGGGAGGACAAAGCAGUUAGGGCUAGGAUGAUCUUGGACGGCCAAAACGAGAAGAAAAUCACGGUGGUAUUCUUCCUGGGUGGUAUUACAUAUACAGAAAUUGCUGCGUUAAGGUGGAUAGGUAAACAGGAGGAGGGCAAGCGACAGAUUAUCAUUGCGACUACCGGCAUCAUUAACGGCAAUAACAUAAUCCGUGCAGCCACGACUGCUGCGCAAACCAAGCCCCGACCAACUUAG